AUGAUAAGAUUGAAGACAGGAAUGAUAAUUAAGAAUUUUACCUGUCCUGGAUUAUACAGAUGUCAAAACUCAACCACGUGCUUGUUAUUUGAUGAGGUGUGUGACAACAUAAGACAAUGUCCACUUUGGGAUGAUGAAGUUGGUUGUGAUGUCACGUGUCCUUCUAACUGCACAUGUGAAGGUUUUGUAUUUAUAUGUCAUCAAGAAAAAGUUAAAACAAUUUUCCGGGAUUUGUCUGUUGAAGUAAGAAAACUAGAUUUGAGCAGCUCAGUAUUUCAGAAUAAUAGUUUUACCAUUCCUGCAUAUACGUACUUGGCUGAACUUAAUUUGUUUAACUGCAGCAUAGAAAAUAUUACGCCAUACUCAUUUGAACAAUUGAUGAACCUCCUCCAUUUAGAUUUGAGCAAUAACAAAUUAGAGGUUCUAAAAAGUUACACGUUCCAUGGUUUAAUCAGACUAGUAACCCUAAACUUAAAAGGCAAUCUGUUGCUGAGAUUUAUCAAACCAAAUGCGUUCUUUGCAUUACCUAAGGUUAAAGAUUUGGAACUGUCUGGAACUAGUAUACAAACACUUUUGAAUGGGACAUUUUAUGGUUUGGACAACCUUGAAACGUUCAACAUAACAGGGAAUGGACUUACAACAGUAGAAGACAACGUAUUUGAUGGACUUGUAUCCAUUCUAACAAUUGAUUUGACACAAAACGAUUUGACAAAAUUUUCUCCUGAUAUUUUUUCCCGUCUUCCUCAUUUGACCAAAAUGCAAACUGAUUCCUAUAUAUUUUGUUGUAUUAAACCAGAAUCUGUUUCCGCAGAGAACUGUUUCCCAAAAAUGAACGAAUUUUCCUCGUGUAGCAAUUUAAUGAGAAACGAUGUAUUACGUGUGUGCCUUUGGAUUAUUGCUAUAAAUGCCUUAAUUGGAAAUGUUGGAGUUAUAAUUUAUCGUGUCAUCAACAAACAAUCGCUACUUUUUAAAUCAAAUUGGUUAUUUAUUAUGAAUCUUGGUGUAUCCGACAUGCUGAUGGGUGUGUACCUAGGGAUUAUUGCUGUCGCUGAUAUGUACUACUCUGGAAACUAUAUUAUACAUGACAGAGAAUGGCGAGAUAGUACUAUAUGUAAAUUUGCAGGUAUCGUUGCAGCAAUGUCAUGUGAGGCAUCUGUUUGUUUUAUCAUGUUAACGACUUUUGACUGCUAUCUCAAGGUAAAGUUCCCAUUUGGCAGAUGGCAGAUAACAUACAAAACCGCGAAGGUCUGCACUUUGGUGUGCUGGCUAUUUGUAAUCAUCAUUGCUGUGGUUCCGAUUUUAGAAACGACAUAUUUUUCAAAUAUGUUUUAUUCAAAAACAGCAGUUUGUUUGGCUCUUCCAUUCUCCCGACAGAAAGUCAGCGGAUGGGAAUAUUCAACAGCUAUUUUCGUGUUCUUCAAUAGUAUUGCGUUUAUUGUAAUAGCUUGGUGUCAAUUGUCUAUUUUUCAAGUAGCUAAAAGUAGCAAUAGAAUAAUGGCGAAGAGGACAAAACAAGACCUAACACUGGCUAGAAGAUUGUUUCUUGUUGUUUUGACAGACUUUCUUUGUUGGUUUCCUGUUGGAGUAAUGGGUAUACUAGCAAUGACUGGUCAAGUAUUUCCGUCAGCAGUGUAUUCCUGGGUAGCGGUAUUUGUGAUGCCACUGAACGCAGCUUUAAACCCAUUUCUUUACACGUUUUCAACAUUAAAAGAGAAACCAAACAUUAUGGCAAAGAUGUCUGUCAAAAUAUUUCAGUUUUCCAAAGUUAAAGACCGACGUAAAGCUGCAUCUGAUGAAAUGUUCAUGUCCUCAGUAUUUAUCAACAAUUACAAGAUGCUUGAGAUGAAGCACACAACUCUUCGAGAACUGUUUGCUACGAGAAAACUAACCGUUCGGGAGAGUAUUCGUCUUGUCUCACAACUUGCCGCUGGAAUAGCAUACUUACAUCAUCGUUAUUUGACACUUUGCAAACCAGUUUCUUUGGAUACUUUAGUUGUCGUCAUGGAUGGAGAGACCAUCGAACGAAUAAAGGUGAUUUCUAAAAUAAAGAAUAUUAGAAAUGAACUGGAUACUGCCCAGGAUGUAGAUAACAUCGGACAGAUAACUAAACUGGUAAUCAGGAAUACAAGAAAACUGCCAGCAGAUGGACAUAAACCAUGAUCUAACAGAUUGUACCUUUUUUUAUUUUAUGUGAUGUUCGUAUAUUUGUCUGUGUUACAUAUUUUUUAUUUAUGUAUAUUUAUGUAGAAUUACGUAUCAAUUAAACGUAGUAUACUAUUUCAGCUGCAUCUGAUGAAAUGUUCAUGUCCUCAGUAUUUAUCAACAAUUACAAGAUGCUUGAGAUGAAGCACACAACUCUUCGAGAACUGUUUGCAACGAGGAAAUUUUCCAUUCAGGAGAGUAUUCGUCUGGUCUCACAACUUGCAGCUGGAAUAGCAUACUUACAUCAUCGUUAUUUGACAUUUUGCCAACCAGUUUCUUUGGAUACUUUAGUUGUCGUCAUGGAAGGAAAGACCAUCGAACGAAUAAAGGUGAUUUCUAAAAUAAAGAAUAUUAGAAAUGAACUGGAUACUACCCAGGAUGUAGAUAACAUCGGACAGAUAACUAAAGUGGUAAUCAGGAAUACAAGAAAACUGCCAGAAGAUGGACAUAAACCAUGAUCUAACAGAGUGUACAUUUUUUGAUAUUAUAUGUUGUUCGUAUAUUUGUUUGUGUAACAUCUUUUUUAUUUAUUUAUAUAUAUGUAAAGUUACGUAUAGAUUAAACGUAGUAUACUUUUUUCAGCUGCAUCUGAUGAAAUGUUCACGUCCUCAGUAUUUAUCAACAAUUACAAGAUGCUUCAGAUGAAGCACACAACUCUUCGAGAACUGUUUGCAACGAGGAGACUUUCCAUUCUGGCGAGUAUUCGUCUGGUCUCACAACUUGCAGCUGGAAAAGCAUACUUACAUCAUCGUUAUUUGACACUUUGGCAACCAGUUCCUUUGGAUACUUUAGUUGUCGUCAUGGAUGGAAAGACCAUUGAACGAAUAAAAGUGAUUUCUGAAAUAAAGAAUAUUAGAAAUGAACUGGAUAGAUGUAGAUAACAUCGGACAGAUAACUAAACUGGUAAUCAUGAAUACAAGAAAACUGCCAGAAGAUGGACAUAAACCAUGAUCUAACAGAUUGUACAUUUUUUUUAUUGUAUGUGAUGUUCGUUUAUUUGUUUGUGUAACAUUUUUUAAAUUUAUGUAAAUGAUAAUAGAAAUCGUAUCCAACCAAAUACACUGAUCAUGCAAACACUGAAGACAAUAGAAUAAACACAGCAGGAAUUUAACCUAAGACUACAAAUAAAAAACGUUCUCUUUUAAAUGAUAAGUAUUCGAUUGGUUAGUGUGAUUGUUCAGCCCUAUAUCUGUAAAUGAUAUUUUUAUUAUUCUUUGUAAUAAUAGAUUUGGUAUGUUUUCUGGUAUGUGCGUCCGUCCGUCUGUCCGUUCGUCCGUCUGUCCCGCUUCAGAUUAAAUGUUUUGGUCGAAGUAGUUUUUAAAGAAGUUGAAGUUCAAUCAAUUUGAAACUUAGUACACAUGUUCCCUGUGAUAUGAUCCUUCUAAUUUUUAUGCCAAAUUAUAGUUUUUACUCUAUUUUCUCAGUUCACUGAACAUAGAAAAAGAUUUUACAGAUGGGACACCCGUGUACUGUUUUAAGUAAGUUCAAUUUUCUUCUUUGGUUUUGUUAAGAUGAUUUACUUGAUCAUCUGGUUUUGACACGAGAAAGAAUACUUUUGAAGCUAUUAACAUAGUACAUACAUAAGCGUCGUCCCUUUUAUUUAUCUUAACCUUAUAAAUCUUAAAUGAUAAUUGUGCUGAUGUAAACCCGUGAUACACUGCUGGCAAAGUAUUCAAGAGUACUUAUAAUGUUUUAUUUUUAUUAAUGUUAUUUGCAUAAUUAUGUCUAUUAUAAUAUAUCUGUCACAUUGAAUGUUGUACAAUAUCUCAUGUUUGUUGAUUAUAUUGUCAUAUUUAAUAAAAAAAAAUGUUUAUU
This is a messenger RNA of Mytilus trossulus (common blue mussel), 4017 nucleotides long. Its product is annotated as G-protein coupled receptor GRL101-like. NCBI's taxonomy places the organism in Eukaryota, Metazoa, Mollusca, Bivalvia, Mytilida, Mytilidae. Gene Ontology annotation, biological process: hormone-mediated signaling pathway; activation of adenylate cyclase activity; adenylate cyclase-activating G protein-coupled receptor signaling pathway. The transcript has 8 exons. Bases 1 to 2160 code for a protein of 719 amino acids. Gene Ontology annotation, molecular function: protein-hormone receptor activity; protein binding; G protein-coupled peptide receptor activity. Gene Ontology annotation, cellular component: plasma membrane. The record is from RefSeq and is a predicted model, not a curated record.